Messenger RNA from Camellia sinensis, 1950 nucleotides. NCBI's taxonomy places the organism in Eukaryota, Viridiplantae, Streptophyta, Magnoliopsida, Ericales, Theaceae. The record is from RefSeq and is a predicted model, not a curated record.
GAGGUAGAGACUCGUAACAUGUUAAAAUGGCCGCUAUCGAAGUGUCUUUGGCUUCUACGCUUUUUACGACUUUAUCAUCGUCUUCUUCUUCUUCUUCUUCCUUCCUUUUCAGGAAAUUGCGAUCGACCCCUUUUCUGUGUCUCUCUUUUGCAGUCAAACCCCUGUGUUCUCUCAGGGGAAAUCGCAUGGCUCAUUCUCUCGCUCGUGCCACUCUCGGCCUCACUCACCCUGCUCAAAUCGAACCCCCCAAGAUCUCUUUCUCUGCGAAAUUGAUUGAUUUGGUGGAAUGGAAAGGAGAUAUACUAGCAGUUGGUGUUACAGAGAAAGACAUGGUCAAAGAUGGAAACUUGAAAUUCCAGAACUCAAUCCUGAAGAAACUGGAUUCCCAUUUGGGUGGUUUGUUGGCUGAAGCUUCGUUGGAGGAGGAUUUCACCGGAAAAGCUGGGCAGUCAACUGUUCUUAGGCUUGCGGGUCUUGGCUCGAAAAGGGUUGGGUUAAUUGGGCUCGGACAAUCCGCUUCAACUACAUUGGCUUAUCGUAGUCUUGGUGAGGCUGUUGCUGCAGCAGCAAAGGCUGCUCGGGCAAGUAAUGUGGCCAUUGUGCUUGCCUCUCCUGAGGGGCUCUCUGCUGAAUCAAAACUUAAUACUGCUUCAGCAAUAGCAUCUGGAACUGUGCUGGGGACCUAUGAGGAUAUUAGGUUUAAGUCAGAGUCAAAGAAACCGCCUUCAGCUCUCAAAUCUGUGGAUAUUCUUGGUCUUGGAACUGGACCUGAGCUAGAAAAGAAGCUUAAAUACGCAGAAGAUGUUUGCUCUGCAAUUAUUUUUGGGAAAGAGCUGGUAAAUUCACCCGCCAAUGUACUCACCCCUGGGGUAUUAGCUGAAGAGGCUUCAAAAAUUGCCUCCAUGUACAGCGAUGUUCUUUCUGCAACAAUUUUGAAUGUAGACCAGUGCAAAGAACUGAAAAUGGGUUCCUACCUUGGUGUAGCUGCCGCUUCCGCAAAUCCUCCUCAUUUCAUCCAUUUAUGUUACAAGCCAUCAAGUGGGCCUGUUAAAGCCAAGUUAGCUUUGGUGGGAAAAGGGUUGACUUUUGACAGUGGUGGCUACAACAUCAAGACAGGACCUGGCUGUUCAAUUGAGUUCAUGAAAUUUGAUAUGGGAGGUUCAGCAUUCCCAACACCUACUGGCUCAUCACCUCUAUUACGUGGCAACCGCCUGCGGAAAUUCAAUGUAUUGCAGGUCAACAACACAGAUGCUGAAGGCAGACUUACACUUGCGGAUGCUCUGGUAUAUGCCUGUAACCAAGGUGUAGAGAAGAUAGUUGAUCUAGCAACAUUAACUGGGGCAUGUGUGGUUGCUCUUGGGCCCUCAAUUGCAGGUGUCUUUACGCCUAGUGACGACCUUGCAAAGGAGGUACUUGCAGCUUCAGAGGUUGCUGGGGAAAAGCUUUGGAGGAUGCCUUUGGAGGAAAGUUAUUGGGAGUCCAUGAAAUCCGGAGUUGCUGAUAUGGUCAACACUGGUGGUCGUCAAGGUGGUGCCAUCACUGCAGCCCUUUUCUUGAAACAGUUUGUUAGUGAGAAGGUUCAAUGGAUGCACAUUGACAUGGCUGGCCCCGUCGCAAGUGAUAAAAAGAGACUUGCAACAGGAUUCGGCAUUUCAACUCUGGUUGAAUGGGUUAUGAAAAACUCUUCUUGAUUACAGUGUAAAAUUUACAGUUGAGUGGCAAAACGACAUCCCAACAGAUGGACAUGAUCAAAGGAGAAUCUUAAUUGUGUGUUGGGGGGGGGGUUCGUUUGGUGCAGUGAGAUCGUGAAUUAUUCAAAUAAGAAUUAUUAAAAUAAAAACCAUUAUGAAUGAAAUGUAACGAUGAGCUCAGUUGUUCAGAGUUUGCUUCAGUGAAUUAUGAUUAUUUGAUGUUCCUUUUCCUUAUUCUAAAGGGUUUGUGGAAUGGAUA